AUGGAACUUACAGAGCUCUCUUUAGCUUCAAACCAAUGUGUUGCUGCUGACAAAAGCUGCAAUAUUAGUUCAUCAUCUGAUCAGCCUGAUUUCAACUUUCCUUCCAAGAGGAGGAAGCUUUUCCCAGAUCACUUGUUCAAUGAUGGAUCACAAAUCCAAACCAUUGUUGAUCUUCAAGUUAAAGACCCGCUACCGCUAGACUGGGAACAAUGCCUUGAUCUUGAAUCAGGUAGAAUGUACUACAUGAACAGGAAAACAUUGAAAAAGACCUGGAACUGGCCUAGAGAUCAGAAGCUAGACCUUGAACUCAACAUCUCGCCGCAUUCGAAUUGCUCCAAACAGUGCAGCAGUUCUACCUCAUUUGAAGACUGUAACAAGCAACAUUCUUCAGGCACUAACAUGGUGGCUUUGGCAUGCUUGAAUUGCCAUCUCCUUGUCAUUCUCUCCAAAUCUUCUCCUGCUUGCCCCAACUGCAAGUAUGUCCACUCUCUUCCUACAAUGCAAGCCCAACCACCAAAAGUUUCAGCCAUCAAGUCUCUGGAUACCUUAAGCCUCUUGAACUAA
Messenger RNA from Durio zibethinus, 564 nucleotides. RefSeq lists its product as uncharacterized. Gene Ontology annotation, molecular function: protein binding. NCBI's taxonomy places the organism in Eukaryota, Viridiplantae, Streptophyta, Magnoliopsida, Malvales, Malvaceae. The record is from RefSeq and is a predicted model, not a curated record.